Molecule: messenger RNA, 1615 nt
Organism: Bolinopsis microptera
Lineage: Eukaryota; Metazoa; Ctenophora; Tentaculata; Lobata; Bolinopsidae
Product: serine/threonine-protein phosphatase alpha-2 isoform-like
Exons: 11
Coding region: 23-976 (317 amino acids)
Cellular component (GO): cytoplasm; nucleus
Molecular function (GO): protein serine/threonine phosphatase activity
Source: RefSeq, a predicted model, not a curated record
CAUUUAUUGAGAUUAAGACACCAUGGUAGAACAAGACGUUUCUGCAGAUGCUGUACCUGCUGUGGACUUCAACAUCGAUGGUAUCCUCAAGAAGAUGCUUAAACUGUUCAACAACCCUUCUGCCCCACUUGAAAUGCCGGAAUCUCAGCUGAGAAAACUGUGUAUGGCAGCACGUGAUGUGAUCAUGUCGCAACCAGUCCUUCCUGAGCUCUCUGCACCUGUCAACAUCUGCGGUGAUAUCCACGGACAGUUCGAGGACUUCAUAGAGCAGAUGAAGAUAGUUGGAAUUCCUCCCCAUCAGAGCUAUUUGUUUCUGGGGGAUUACGUCGACAGGGGGAAACGAUCGUUGGAGACAAUUUGUUUGCUGUUCGCUUUUAAAGUCAAGUAUCCAGACAACAUCUUUCUUCUGCGCGGCAAUCACGAGUGUGCUUCAAUUAAUAGGAUAUACGGAUUUUACGAUGAGUGCAAGAGGCGCUAUAACAUCAAGAUAUGGAAAACAUUUACCGACGUCUUCAACUGCCUACCCUUAGCGGCGUUGGUAGAGAACACAAUAUUUUGUAUGCACGGCGGUCUGUCGCCUGACCUGUUAGACCCACGUGAUCUGAACAAGAUAGAAAGACCGCUGGAUAUCCCCAACAAAGGUGUCUUGUGUGACCUACUCUGGAGUGACCCUGACCCGGAUAUAGUGGGAUUUGGUGAUAAUGACAGGGGUGUCAGCUUCACGUUUGGAGCUAACGAAGUCAGCAAGUUUCUAAAACGGAACAAUCUUAGUCUCAUAGUCAGAGCUCAUCAGGUUGUUGAAGAUGGUUAUGAGUUCUUCUGCAAACGGAAGAUGGUUACGUUAUUUAGUGCUCCCAAUUAUUGUGGAGAGUUCGAUAAUGCAGCCGGUAUCCUUACUGUUUCCAAAGAUCUGGUGUGCUCCUUCCACAUUUACAAGCCAAAGCUAGUAUCAGUCGUUACGAACAAGAAGAAAUGAAACCCUUGAAGUCAAGUGGGACUGACUUAUACCCCCUAAACUUACAUUCUACGACAGCUUUUCGUAAAGCGAACUGAUUCGUUAGAUACUGUCUAGUAAUAAGAGACUGUAGUUAUGUGAAGUGACGUGUAUUGGACAAAACGCGUACUAUUCAGACUUAUGAUUUGUCAGAAAUUCAGCAGUAAAACAUCUUGUUACAUUGGAAAGUAUUAAUAAUUCCACAUUGCUCUCUGAUCUUACAUGUUGGUGUGGUCUUACUCCUGACCUCGGCAUUGAUAGUUAAUUAAUUGAUAUUAGACCAUCCAAUUCGAUAGGAACACGCGAUUAGUUAAAAUAUUAAUGUAGUGACUGCUAGCUUCAGUUUUAGGACCUACGCAAGGAGCAUUGGUGUUCUUUAUAACGGACAGCCGAUUGUCAAUUCAGAAGUGAGAAAAGUGUACAUAGAUAGUAUAUAACUUGAAUUUUAUGUAAUAUAAAAAUACAUUUUGUACUUUGUGUGUAACUGUUAAUUUUGUUAGUUCUUUUUUACCCUUAUUAUUGUACAUAGAAAAUGUAUAAGACCAAGCAUUGACGAUCCCCUUCGGUACGACCUUGUUUGAAAAUUAAUUUAAUAUAUUGAUAUAUUUAUUUAAUCCGAAA